AUGUCUGGCCUUGAGAAGGCUCUCUUCAACCUCAAGUUCACUUCCAAACAACUCAAUAGGCAAGCUGCCAAAGCCGACCGAGACUCCCGCGCCGAACAAGCGAAGCUCAAGAAAGCCUUGACUCAAACCCCGCCUCAACCCCAGAUCGCUCGUCUCUAUGCCACAAACUCGGUGCGCAAUUCCCAACAGCGGAUCCAGCUCCUGACAUUGGCGGCUCGUAUCGACGCCGUAGCCGCCCGUGUGCAAACAGCCAUAACCAUGCGCACCGUGACUGCCUCCAUGGCUCAGACCGUCAAGGGGAUGGAUGCUGCAUUGAAGAACAUGGACUUGGAAAAGAUAGGAGCUGUGAUGGAGAAAUUUGAAUCCCAAUUUGAGGAUCUCGACGUGGUUACAGGCUACUACGAGGGUGUCGCAGGUGGCGUCGAGAGUCAACAGGUCGGUGUGGAAGGUCAGAGUGAGGUUGAGGCUCUGAUGAGCCGGGUCGCCGACGAAGCGGGAGUAGAGCUAUCCCAGGAAAUGCAGCAGAAUGUGCCGGAGCAGGAGUUACCAGCAACUGAAACUGCAGAGAGGGCGAAACUAGAGGAAGGCUUGGGAGACAGACUGAGGGCCCUGAGGAAUUGA
Fonsecaea nubica is the source of this 621-nucleotide messenger RNA. RefSeq lists its product as hypothetical. Gene Ontology annotation, cellular component: ESCRT III complex; multivesicular body. The record is from RefSeq and is a predicted model, not a curated record. The transcript is spliced from 2 exons. Gene Ontology annotation, biological process: endosome transport via multivesicular body sorting pathway; late endosome to vacuole transport; protein transport. Lineage: Eukaryota; Fungi; Ascomycota; Eurotiomycetes; Chaetothyriales; Herpotrichiellaceae. Bases 1 to 621 code for a protein of 206 amino acids.